CAAUUGGGAGGCAGAGCCCAAGGAUCGUGUCUUAUUCUGCACAUAACUUAUGUUCUGGGAGAUCCAAUCUUCAUACCACGGCAGUGGUGUCUAUGGGCUCAGCUGACCACCGAUUCAACCUGGCUGAGAUCCUGUCCCAGAACUACGGAGUACAGGAAAAGACGGAGGACGAGGACGAGGAGCAAGACCAUCCCCAGGAGAAAGCAAAGCCUUUGGAAGAGCUAGAGAAGAGUUUCAAUGCCUCUCAGAACAGUGAGAUGCCCUUUGAAGAGCUUCUGGCACUGUAUGGCUAUGAGGCUUCUGACCCCAUCUCUGAGCAGGAGAGUGAGAGCAAUGACGCCACACCCAACCUUCCAGACAUGACCCUGGAUAAGGAGCAGAUAGCAAAGGACCUACUUUCUGGGGAAGAAGAAGAAGAGACGCAGUCUUCGGCAGAUGAUCUGACUCCUUCGGUCACUUCUCAUGAUGCGUCAGACCUUUUCCCCAAUCAGACUGGCUCUAAUUUUGUUGCAGACGGAGACAAGGCUGCUUGCUCCUCCCCUUGUGCUUCCUUCUCAGCUGAAGACUCUGAAGAAGAUUCCAUACCUCCUAAUGAUUGCAAGAAGGAGAUCAUGGUGGGACCUCAGUACCAGGCAGUUGUCCCUCUCCUGCACUUGAACAGGCAGGGUGAAAAAGUCUAUGAAAAUGAUGACCAGUUGCUGUGGGACCCGAACAUCCUCCCUGAGAGGGAGGUGGAAGAAUUCCUCUUCCGAGCUAUCAAGAGGAGAUGGGAUGAAGUCUCCAAUGCCAGCCUUCCAGAAGGAGAGAUGGUGAAGGAUAAUGAACAAGCACUCUACGAAUUGGUGAAAUGUAACUUCAAUGCAGAAGAAGCAUUGCGGCGACUCCGGUUCAACGUGAAGGUCAUUCGAGAUGAGCUCUGUGCCUGGAGUGAAGAAGAAUGCAGGAACUUUGAACAUGGAUUUCGGGUGCAUGGAAAAAACUUCCACCUUAUUCAAGCCAACAAGGUUCGUACCCGGUCGGUGGGUGAGUGCGUGGAAUACUAUUAUAUAUGGAAGAAGUCGGAGCGAUACGACUACUUCACCCAACAGACGCGGUUUGGAAGAAAAAAGGAUUACGUGGAUAACUUUUUAGAUGGCGGGGAAGUGGAAAGCGCUAACCGCUCACGCGGCUCCCCACCCAUCGCGUCGGCCACUAGUUGCCUGGACUCCUGUUUCAACGCGGAUCAUUUAACAAUGGAGAGCACAGAGCCGUUGAGCAUCGAGAGCGCAGCCUGCAGUCUGGGCAGCACCAGUGAAUCUGGGCACGGUUACGAAUGCAGCACGCCUUCAGAAACAAACUGUUCCUUUGACCCCCCCGAGGAGGUGCCCCUCGCUAGCCGUGUCCCAACUUACCUUCAGCACCCACCAAAUCCCUCUGAAGCUGGAUUCUACCCGAUGGCUGCAGCAGACAAGCCGGAGGAGUCCUUGCGGUGCUCGGGAGAAGCUAUCGCCGUGGACUUCACCCUCCCUGAGAGCGUCACAGAAAGGCUACCUUUAAUUUCCAGCCACGCGGGACUGGAAAGAGAUCCAGAGACGUUGGUAGCCCCUGCGCAAGUGUCCUUAUCUGUCCCCGAUUUCAGCAUCCUCGGCCUUGGAGAUGUAAAUAGCUUCCUGGCCUCUCAGCAAACCUGUCCGGCACCGGUGGCCCAUUCAGACUCGUUGUCUCAGUGACGGUGGCCCCCGAGAGGCCCAUUGUAGGCCAGGAGCAACCAGGACUCCGUGGGCCCAAGGGGACAGGUCAGAGACCUCGCUCGAUUAUUAUCUCUGUCUGGGCCUUGAUGACAAGCCUGCUGCUCUUCCUCUUCCCAAACCUGAGGAGCGCCAGUUCCCCACCCGCCCCAUCCCUCAAAGUUUCAAUGUCUCUCCAGCAAAACCAAACGCCUCCGUCACAAUCUCCUGCACAGCUUUCCUGGGAGCUGGCAGAAGGGAACUGUGGCCCCCAUGGGGUCAUCAUGGACGGGGAGCCCAAAGCCAUGCGGGACAGACAGAGUCUUCCCCCACCCGCCGUCUCCACAUUCAGCCAAACGCCUCACGUCGCCAGUUGAAGGUGCUUUGGCCCCAGAACGGACACCCUGCAGGGAGGAAGGCUGACCACGAGCACUUUGAAGAGGGAGGGGCUGGAUUGGGGUGUAAUGGAAGGUUUUCUGGCGUACAGGACUAGACGUGAAAUGCAUCGGGUUCCUGAUGAUGAGGAGCAAAUAGGGUAGAGAAUACCUGAGUUUUAGUUUCAGUGUCAGGACUGGUACCUCUCUGUUUUUGUCUUUUCUGUACACCUGACGUUUGUGUGUGUGUGUGUGUGUGUGUGUGUGUGUGUGUGUACAAGCGCGCAGGCACAUGUGCGUAUGUGGAACGACUUGUUGCCAAAUUUUGUGACUGCAUCCUGUGUUGUUAGGACGAAUGGAAAUGCUGUUUGGUCCUGUUUCUCCUCCCCGUUACUUCUGACUGUUGGGGGCUUCCUAGAACGCAGGUGCAGUUUCUGGGCAGAAGCAGUCCAGAGCAAGGCGGUUCUCUCUGAUCCUAGUGUUUCCCAGCCUUGGCCACUUUAAGAUGUGCAGACUUCGACUUCCAGAAUUCCCUAGCCAACAUUCAUGGAC
Molecule: messenger RNA, 2632 nt
Organism: Python bivittatus (Burmese python)
Lineage: Eukaryota; Metazoa; Chordata; Lepidosauria; Squamata; Pythonidae
Source: RefSeq, a predicted model, not a curated record